AUGACCGCCGCAGUAAAUCCAAAAUUUUCCAGUUUGAUUAUUGAAAUGUGGUUUGGAUGGCAUUCUUCAUUGUGGAAUUGCUUUUCUGAAAGAGUCAAGAGUUAUCCCUGGUUAAAGGGAUCAGUUUAUGAUUUGUUCCCCACAAGAAUACAAAAUUUAGGUUUCAUCCUCCAAGGUGAUUUUCGAAUAAAGGACUUUGAUGUGAACUGCUUGAAACUUAGAGUGAUGUCCAGAGCUCUUUGGCAAGAUUCCCCUCUACAAGAUAGUUUAACUAACGUUCUCUUAUCUUCAGCCAAUUGCCUAUUUAGACAGAUCCUUCUUGUACAUGAAAAACAUUUUGAUAAAGAUGUAUUUGCAACGCUCAAAUCAAUUUUAUCCGAAUUGACAAGUCGUGAUGCAAGGCCUGAAGAGCUGCAAACUUUGAGAUCAUUGAUUUUGUCUUCAAACCAUGCCCCGUUUUCUUCACUUAUGGAGCCUGUUAUACAACCGCUGCUUGAAGAACUAUAUAUGGGACGCUCAUCAAAUGGUAUUUAUACAGACUUUUGUUUCCUUGGCCAAGCAUGGGUUCAUAUUGGGAUACUACGCUUCCAUCUUUUAGUAAACCCAGAUGGACAUGAUCCUGUUGUGAAGAAUGCUUUGAAGUAUUCAUGGAUACUACAGAGGAAGUCCCUUCUUGAACUUGAGAAAAAGGUACGCCAAGAAUGCGAGUAUCUAUCUCGACAAAGCAGUGUCAUAGUGGAUGAGAAAAUUAGAGGAUUUCAAGAGAAGUUGGAGAUGGAAGAGAAACGAGCACGAACUAAGGUUGUCUUUCGCCCAGAACCUUCAAAAUAUAAAAAGCUGAAAGUAGCAUGUUGUAAUUUUAAUGAGCUUGUUGUAUCUUGCUCCUCGCUGCUAAAUAAUCUCAGAUGCCAUGCAGAUAUUGAUACUAUGAUUGAGAUGGCAAAUAACUGGCAGGCCACUUCAAAAUCCUUUAUUAAUAGAUUGUCAGAAGAUUUUUCAGAGUACAUAGACUUUGUUCAACCAAUUCAGGUUGCUGUGUAUGAAAUGAAGCUUGGCCUGUCAUUGGUCAUAUCCGGUAUCGUGGAAAGAGAAUAUAUGAAGAAGAUUGGGAUAACUAACAUAGAUAGUAUUUUG
Phalaenopsis equestris is the source of this 1134-nucleotide messenger RNA. RefSeq names its product midasin-like. The transcript is spliced from 9 exons. Gene Ontology annotation, biological process: ribosomal large subunit assembly; rRNA processing. Gene Ontology annotation, cellular component: preribosome, large subunit precursor. NCBI's taxonomy places the organism in Eukaryota, Viridiplantae, Streptophyta, Magnoliopsida, Asparagales, Orchidaceae. The record is from RefSeq and is a predicted model, not a curated record. The annotation marks the transcript as partial.